AUGAAGCUCAUGUUCUGGAAUGUCAGGGGUCUUCUCUCUUCACGUCGUAGACUCCGGAGAAUUGUGAGACGUGAAAAUCUUUCUCUUCUUGCUGUUUCUGAACCUCUUAUUUCACUUGAUCAAGCAGAUAUCUUGGCUCGAAUUUAUGCUAAACACAGUAGAGGUGAAAGACAGUGCCUCUGGAACCAAUUAAGCAGUAUUCUCUCACUGCCUAACCCUGUUCUAAUAGGGGGAGAUUUCAAUGUCAUUGCAGAAAUUGCAGAAUACAAGGGCAAUGCAACACCAGAUUUGAAUUCUAUAGCAGACUUCUCAUCCUUUAUUUCAUCCCACUCUCUUUUUGAUCUACCCACACUUGGAGGUACAUAUACCUGGACGGGAGUGCGGUCUUCUGGUACCGUUUGGAAGAGACUAGAUCGAUUUCUUCUAAAUGCAGAUUUCAGAGAUUUUUUCUCGGGUGUCACAGGAGUCCUUCUUAACAGAACUACAUCAGAUCACUCACCGAUCAUCUUCUCAGGCUGUAAUGCCAACAUGUCGGCACCUAAACAAUUCAGAUUUCAGAAGAUGUGGACUACUCAUAAGAACUUUCUCGACCUGGUACAAGCAAACUGGCAGGAACCUCAUGAAGGAUAUGGUAUGAGAGCCCUUGCUUUCAAACUUAAAAGACUUAAGUCGAAACUACGAGAUUGGAAUCGAUCAACUUUUGGCAACAUAUUUGAUAAGAAAUACACUAUAGGACAAUUUCUGAAAAAUACGGAGAAUAACCCCAAGGAGAGAGUCAAUGCAAUUGCCGCAAUCGAGGAGGAUAGCCAUGGAGGAUGUGAUGCUAUGGACAAGCCGAUUUCAGUUCUCUUUCUUCAGAGGAUAGAAUGA
This is a messenger RNA of Ipomoea triloba (trilobed morning glory), 870 nucleotides long. RefSeq lists its product as uncharacterized. Gene Ontology annotation, molecular function: catalytic activity. The transcript is spliced from 4 exons. Bases 1 to 870 code for a protein of 289 amino acids. Lineage: Eukaryota; Viridiplantae; Streptophyta; Magnoliopsida; Solanales; Convolvulaceae. The record is from RefSeq and is a predicted model, not a curated record.